GAUCUAGAUUACUAAGCUCUGCCUCUGCGCUUCCCCUUCAGCCGUCGUCCCUCUUCGUCAUCGAGCCAUUACCUCUGAUCCCCAUUAUCUCCAGGUUGCAAUGGCUGUGACUUUCCACAAUGUCAACUUGGAAGCUGGGCUCCAGAAGCUGGAUCAGUAUCUUCUUACUCGCAGUUACAUCACUGGAUACCAAGCCUCAAAAGAUGAUAUUGCUGUGCAUGCUGCUUUUUCAUCAGCCCCAUCUUCAGACUAUGUGAAUGUGUCAAGAUGGUACAACCACAUUGAUGCACUCCUUAAGUUGAGUGGUGUCACAUGUGAAGGGCAGGGAGUCACAAUUUCAGGAUCUGCCCCUCCUGCUGAGGUGGCCCCUUCCUCUCCAGCCAUUGAUGAUGCAAAGGCUCCAGCAGCUGAGGAUGACGAUGAUGAUGAUGAUGUGGAUUUGUUUGGUGAAGAGACAGAAGAAGAGAAGAAAGCAGCUGAGGAGCGUGCAGCAGCCAUCAAAGCAUCUGGGAAGAAGAAAGAAUCUGGGAAGUCAUCAGUAUUGUUGGAUGUAAAACCAUGGGAUGAUGAGACAGACAUGCAGAAGCUGGAAGAAUCAGUGAGAAGCAUCCAAAUGGAGGGCCUACUUUGGGGAGCAUCCAAGCUUGUUCCUGUUGGUUAUGGCAUUAAGAAGCUUCAAAUAAUGAUGACGAUCGUGGAUGAUUUAGUUUCUGUUGACAGCCUUAUAGAGGAGCACCUUACAGUGGAGCCAGCCAAUGAGUAUAUCCAGAGCUGUGAUAUUGUUGCUUUCAACAAGAUUUAGAAUGUUUUCUUGGACGGGAGAUCGGAACUCGCGUUAUUGGUUGUGCCAUGUGACCAUUUUAAUUGAAAUUUUGCCUUAUGGUCUAAGAUUGUAGUAUCAAUUUCUCAAAUUUGGGAGUUAUCUUAAUAUGCUUUUGUGUGGGAUGCUUGCUGCUUAUUAUUAUUAUUAUUAUUAUUAUUAUUAUUAUUAUUA
This is a messenger RNA of Dioscorea cayenensis subsp. rotundata (Guinea yam), 994 nucleotides long. Its product is annotated as elongation factor 1-delta 1-like. Gene Ontology annotation, biological process: translational elongation. The record is from RefSeq and is a predicted model, not a curated record. Gene Ontology annotation, molecular function: guanyl-nucleotide exchange factor activity; translation elongation factor activity. NCBI's taxonomy places the organism in Eukaryota, Viridiplantae, Streptophyta, Magnoliopsida, Dioscoreales, Dioscoreaceae. The coding region runs from base 101 to 802 and encodes 233 amino acids. Gene Ontology annotation, cellular component: eukaryotic translation elongation factor 1 complex; cytosol. The transcript is spliced from 8 exons.